Molecule: messenger RNA, 1782 nt
Organism: Glycine soja
Lineage: Eukaryota; Viridiplantae; Streptophyta; Magnoliopsida; Fabales; Fabaceae
Product: serine/threonine-protein phosphatase 7 long form homolog
Exons: 5
Coding region: 1-1782 (593 amino acids)
Biological process (GO): meristem maintenance; meristem development
Source: RefSeq, a predicted model, not a curated record
AUGGCAUCUUCGUUGUCAUGCCCCUCAAAUAUACAAACUAGGUCUGGUCCACUUGAUGGUGACGUGUUGUGGAUGCAACCCAAGCAUGUUUCAGAACAUGUUUGGAAUGGGGAACCAGACAGGAAACUACACAUCAGACGAGCAGUCCCGACGUAUCAAGGUGAAGAACAAAUCCCAGAGGAAAUUGUUCCUUUGCUUCGCCAAUGUGGGUUUUAUUGGAUCAUGAAGAUGGGAUACCUAAAGAUAAAUUCGGCCUUAAUUACUGCGUUCAUUGAAAGAUGGAGGCCCGAAACCCACACGUUUCACCUGAGAUGUGGAGAGGCAACCAUUACUCUUCAAGAUAUGUCAGUUUUGUUAGGUCUGCGUAUUGACGGGGCACCAUUAAUUGGUUCAACAAAUCUUGUUUGGGCCGAUUUGUGUGAAGAAUUAUUAGGAGUCAGACCACAGGAAGGCGAAAUUGAAGGCAGUGUCGUCAAAUUAAGUUGGUUGGCUCACCAUUUUUCUCACAUAAAUAUUGAUGAGGGUAACAUUGAGCAAUUACAAAGGUUUACCCGUGCGUGGAUCCUUCGAUUCAUAGGAGGUGUCCUCUUUGUUAACAAAACCAGUAGCAGAGUUUCCUUAAGGUACCUACAAUUUUUACGUGACUUUGAACAGUGCAGCACGUAUGUGUGGGGACCUGCCGUGCUUGCGUAUUUAUAUAGAGAGAUGUGCAGCGCCACCGAUUACAAAGUUAAAUCAAUCGGAGGUAUGUGUAUCUUAAUCCAAAUGUGGGCAUGGGAACGAUGCAUGACUUUGGCUCCAAAGAGGACGCCUCCCGUCAUAGAAAAUAAACCACUGGGACACAGGUGGCUGCGACGUGGAAAUCAGCAUAUUGGCAAUGAUGAUCUUAGACUUUUCCGUCGCAAAUUGGAUCUGAUGAAACGACAUGAGUUUGUCUGGGAGCCAUACACACCAACUGUGAUGGCAGCGUUGCCUCCAAUUUGUGUGGUUGGAAGUGUAGCCUGGUUCGCGGUGGUGCCACUGAUUUGUUUCCAUGUUGUUGAGUGGCACCAACCCGAUAGAGUUUUACGACAAUUUGGAUUGCAACAACCUAUUCUCGGGUGUCCUUCGCAAUCGCAGAAUCUCCAUGGCAUAACGCUCAAAGGUAAACAAGAUGAGAAUUGGUUCCACCUGUUGGCCCCAAUGAUUAGUCAGUGGAACAAUCGAGCAGAGUUUAGGGUCGACGUUUAUCCUCGACAGGAGGGCCUACUGGGUUAUAACUCGGACUACAUGGUGUGGUAUAGGCGUAAAACAAAGAUGUUUGUCGACCCAAACAAUGCAAACACAGCUGCAUUGUCAAGUGUUGAAACUCGGGGCAUAGGCAGACGAAGGGAGCUUGUUGAAGCAGAACAAUAUUCCCAACAAAUGAUGGAGCGUGGUCAUGGAAUGUAUUACAUGCCAGCAACAUUUUCCGAAUAUCCUUCACAGAUGUAUCAGUAUCCUUUUGAAGGUCAUCACACUGAUACUUCUGCGAGCGAACAUUCGUUCGGUGGUGUUGCGGAAACACAAGCUCAUUUUUCAUGGCCCACUAUGACUCCUUCGCAGCAGCACGAUGCCCCCAUGGCAACACCUAACACCCCAUUUGCUCCGCAAUGGAAUGUACCCGGAGCAAUACCUGAUAUGGGCGACUUAUUAGGUGUUGAUUUGCGUCAGGAGUUUUCUGCUGAGGCUGAGCAAGCAGAAGCGGGGAGACAACACGGCAGAAGAAAUCCUGAUCGGGUUAGGGUUGGGGCUAAGGCUUAA